Messenger RNA from Aspergillus bombycis, 1149 nucleotides. RefSeq names its product serine hydrolase domain-containing protein. Lineage: Eukaryota; Fungi; Ascomycota; Eurotiomycetes; Eurotiales; Aspergillaceae. The coding region runs from base 1 to 1149 and encodes 382 amino acids. The record is from RefSeq and is a predicted model, not a curated record. The transcript has a single exon.
AUGGCCCAAGUCGAUGGCACGUGCGACCCGGCGUUCUCAUGCGUGCGUGAUAUUUUGCAGCAGAACAUCUCCUCUGACAAGGAGCUUGGCGCCUCCAUCUGCGUUAGUGUUAAGGGAAAGACCGUCGUGGAUAUAUGGGGCGGCUACGCAGACACAGCACGCUCCAAGCCAUGGAAGGAGAAUACGAUUGUAUCGGUCUGGUCCGUGACCAAGACGGUCAUGAAUCUGGCGAUGCUGCUUCUGAUCGAUCGCGGCAUGGUGGAUCCGGAUGCUCCGGUUAUUCAAUACUGGCCGGAGUUCGGUGUCAACGGCAAAGAGGGCGUAUUGGUUCGACACUUCAUGAGUCACACUGCUGGCCUGCCAUCCUUCGAUCCCCCAAUUGACGAGGCCACCCUGCUCAACGUGCCUCUGGCGACUGACAACCUAGUUCAACAGAAACCCUGGUGGACACCGGGCACGGCACACGGGUACCACCUUAGCUCCCAGGGGCAUCUCAUUGGGGAGUUAGUCCAUCGCGUAACGGGGCAAACGCUGGGCGAGUUUAUUCACGAUGAGCUUGCUGUUCCCCGUAAUGCCGACUUCCACCUCCCCGUGGCGGAAGAAGAAUGGGAUCGUAUCGCAGAAAUGGUUCCUGCAACGAUGACGAUGGACCUCUCCGUGCUAGAUCCGAACAGCAUCAUGUAUCGCGCUAUGGCUGGUCAUCCUGCCAAUCAAAACGCUGCCAAAGAGCCUGCCUUCCGUCGCAGCGGUAUUGGGUCCAUGGCUGGCUUUACCAAUGCACGUGGGGCCCACGACAUUUUAUCCAUCAUCACGCAGAAUGGCACUGUGGACGGGAAACGCUUCUUGAGCCCUGAGACGAUCGAAAAGAUCUUCGAGGUGCAGGCCAGUGGCCCGGACCAGGUCAUCGGGUUAAAUAUCGAAUGGGGACUUGGUUUCGGCAUCGGCGCGCAAGGUACCGUGGACUGGCUGCCAUCUGGAAAACUGGCCUUCUGGGGGGGAUGGGGAGGGUCGUUUGCGAUCAUGGAUCUCGAUCGUCAAAUGACUUUCACGUAUGCGAUGAAUAAGAUGGGCGUGAGUAUUGUUGGAAAUGAGCGAACGGGGGAUUAUGUACAGGCUGCUUAUGCGGCGCUGGAAGGGUAUAAUGCGUGA